CUGCGGGCCGUAGAAGGGAUAGUCGUUCAUGGCUUAAAAGCGUCUACGGAGACCGUGUAUUCCUUGAGUGUUCUCUUGAAACCCCUGCAUCGACAUGCUGUCUCUCGUCGCUUUUACCGCUCUCGCCUGCGUGCUGACUGUUGGUUUGGCUUCCCCAACUCAGACUACACAAGCAAAACGCGCGACUUGUACAGUCAAUAGCGUUGCAUCGGCAGCAGAUCUUUCCGACUGUACUAGCGUUGUUAUCACUGCUUUCAGUGUUCCCUCCGGCGAAACAGUCACUAUUAAGGCUGCAUCUGGCGCGUCGAUUACGAUGACGGGUUCCGUAACAUUCUCCAAGACUACCGCUUCUGGUCCUCUUUGGACAUUUGAUACCUCCAACGCUAACUUUAAUGGAAACGGCUUCAGUUUCAAAGGAAAUGGCGACUUAUACUGGGAUGGAGAGGGUACUAGCGGUGGUGUCACUAAACCGCAUCCUUUCAUCAAAUUUGAGGGGUAUGGAUCGUUCACCGACUUUAUCAUCAAGAAUUCGCCAGCACACGCUAUCUCUGUCGGGAAGAACACGGAUGGUUUCGAUGUCUCGGCUAGCGAUCUUACCAUCAGCGGAUGCAAAGUUUACAACCAGGAUGACUGCAUUGCCAUUAAUUCUGGCAGCAACAUUGUUUUUGAGAAUAACUUCUGUUCUGGAGGACAUGGUAUCUCCAUUGGAUCUAUCGCGACUGGGAAGACUGUCUCUGGAGUUACAAUCUCCGGAAAUCAGGUCGAGGAGAGCAUGUAUGGAAUGAGAAUCAAAGUGGAUAACGAUGCCACAUCUGCCUCGGUCUCAGACGUCACAUAUUCUGGAAACACCAUAUCCACCAAUGACAAAUAUGGUUUCCUUAUUACUCAAAGUUACUCAGCAGAUUUCGGAACUCCCGGAACUGGAAGUACCAUCUCUGACAUCAAUUUCACGGGCAGUCAGACCAAAAUCACUGUGAGCGGUAACUAUCCGCGUGUUGGAGUAGACUGUGGCCACUGCUCCGGGACCUGGAAUUGGGCUGAGCUUGUUGCGAGCGGGGGUGAAUCUUCUGAUAUUGUCCUGGGUGGCGCGAAGAUCUCCGGAGGCAGUUACUAGGUUUCUGUUUCGAUGUACUGGUCUAGUGUAUCUAUUUUGUGUUUCAAUGCGUAUCAAUGCAAACUUCGAUCAUCCUAAGAGCACUUGUAAAGAGAUCUCAUGUUUGACACUGCAGUGU
Lentinula edodes (shiitake mushroom) is the source of this 1232-nucleotide messenger RNA. Its product is annotated as polygalacturonase. Gene Ontology annotation, molecular function: polygalacturonase activity. Gene Ontology annotation, biological process: pectin catabolic process. The coding region runs from base 95 to 1114 and encodes 339 amino acids. The transcript is spliced from 15 exons. Gene Ontology annotation, cellular component: extracellular region. NCBI's taxonomy places the organism in Eukaryota, Fungi, Basidiomycota, Agaricomycetes, Agaricales, Omphalotaceae. The record is from RefSeq and is a predicted model, not a curated record.